This is a messenger RNA of Caenorhabditis remanei, 1053 nucleotides long. RefSeq lists its product as uncharacterized. Lineage: Eukaryota; Metazoa; Nematoda; Chromadorea; Rhabditida; Rhabditidae. The record is from RefSeq and is a predicted model, not a curated record. Bases 1 to 1053 code for a protein of 350 amino acids. The transcript is spliced from 4 exons.
AUGGAAAACCAAGAAGUUUUGAGAAGUAAGCCACUCUCCUAUGAAGCGUCGAAGGCAGUGCUGAAAUCGUUGAGUCUGGAAACAAGAGAAGCCAUCAACAGACGAAUUCCGGCACUUCGCACUGUCAACUCCCGAUUACCAUAUGUUUUGGAAAAUGUAGUCAUAGGAACUGACACUUUUGAAACCAACGGAAGAGAAUGGUUCAUGAGACCAGUCUGGGUACAAAGUUCUGAAAAUCCAUUAAGAAAAGUUGAAGAUCCAGAAAAGUGGGAAUUAAUUCUCCAGUUUAAUCAAGACACAAAAAAAUGCUAUCGUGUGAAUAAAUCCCCUGAAGAGAUUUUGGAGCAACUGUUCGAUGAGUACAUAAGAGAUGGAACAGUUGUCAGAGGAUCACUUUGUCUUAUUGGAAUUCCUGAAUUUAUGAAAAGAAAAAGUCAGAACGAAGUGGAUUUAAAGAUGAAAGUAACGAAUUUGGAGUUGAAUACUUUUGUAACAACGGACUAUGAUCAAUUUUUUUGGUUUAUUGAUUUGUAUGUGUUGGAAAAUGUCAGGAUUAUUGAGUUAAGGAAUUCGCUGACCCUUCUUGACAAUCCAGAGAUCAAAACCUGCAAGAAGCUCACCAUUGAGGCAGUUCUCUAUGGCUUACCAUCAGUCGACCAACUUCUUCGUCUUCGCAAUCAACACCUCCAAUUAGAAAAUUACGGCCUCACACUUCAUGAACUGCAACUGUUUGUGCAGGACUGGAUUACCACUGGUCGGGAAGUCGGGACACGCUUCAGUUGGGCGCAGAAAGGACACAAGGACGUUCGUGGCAUACUGUAUCGCUUGAAGACACAUUUUAGUGGUGUUGAAGCGGGGUCAAAUCUUGACUAUUAUUUUUUCAACAAAACAAUUCAUGGCAAAGGUAUAACUCUCAAAAUGGGAGAGGAUCGUGAGCUCGUGAUGUAUUGUGACCAGCGCGAACCCCAGUCGGAGUGGACUAUCUACAUUUUUGAAAUGGAGGUGGUAUCGAGCACCACUUCAGCUGGCUCCGUGCCAACUCCUGAUGUCUGA